CUUCUUCCAGUUUGCGAUACCUGGGAAGACACUGUUUGGGCAUAUUUCAGGGUCAUGGUGGACACUCUUGUUGAGCAGGAAAUACGAGCCUCAGUAAUAACUGCAGAGGAGGUGGAAGAGCUCCCUAGAGAUUAUUUAGAAACAAACUGGACUUCAGAAAAAGUUUUUGAAGAACUUCAGGCAACAGACAAAAAGAGGGUUAUAGAGGAGAAUCAAGAACACUAUCACGUGAUUCAGAAAUUCAUUAUACUGGGAGAUGUAGAUGGUUUGAUGGAAGAAUUCAGCAGGUGGCUUUCCAAAGAGAGAAGUGUGCUCCCAGGGCACCUCCUUCGUUUCAUGACACAUCUUAUUCUGUUUUUCCGCACUUUGGGUCUGCAGACUAAAGAGGAAGUUUCUGUUGAAGUCCUAAAGACCUACAUUCAGCGGAUGAUAUCUGAGAAGCACACAGAUUUAAUAGCAUUUUAUGUUAGCCACUUGCCCCCAGAGCUAGCUGUUGCUCAGUAUGCUUUAUUUCUCGAAGAUGUUACUGAAAGUGAACAACGCCACCACUGCCUUGAAUUAGCAAAAGAUGCAGGCCUGGAUGUGGCAACCAUAACAAAAACUGUUGUUGAGAACAUCCGCAAGAAGGAUGCUGGUGAAUUCAGUCACCAUGACCAUAUGUUAGAUACAGGCACGACGGAGGUGGAUCAGCUGAAAAUAGAUGUAAUUGACUGGCUCGUAUUUGAUCCUGCACAGCGGGCAGAAGCACUUAAGCAAAGCAAUGCAAUCAUGAGGAAGUUCUUGGCAUCCAAGAAACAUGAAGCUGCAAAAGACGUGUUUGUGAAGAUUCCCCAAGACUCUAUAGCAGAAAUAUAUAACCAAUGGGAAGAACAGGGAAUGGAUACUCCACUUCCAGCUGAAGAUGACAAUGCUAUAAGGGAACAUUUAUGUAUUCGGGCAUAUUUGGAAGCCCACGAAACCUUCAAUGAAUGGUUUAAACACAUGAACGCGGCUCCGCAGAAGCCUUCUUUGUUACCGCAAGCAAGUUUCACUGAAAAAGUGGCCCAUGAACAUAAAGAAAAGAAGUACGAGAUGGACUAUGGUAUUUGGAAAGGCCUCUUGGAUGCUCUUACAGCUGAUGUGAAAGAGAAAAUGUACAACGUGUUGCUGUUUGUUGAUGGAGGAUGGAUGGUUGAUGUUAGAGAGGAUGCUGAGGAUGACCCUGAACGAACACAGCAGAUGGUUUUGCUGCGAAAGCUGUGUCUGCCAAUGAUGUGCUUUUUACUGCACACAGUGUUACACAGUACUGGACAGUAUCAGGAGUGCCUACGACUGGCUGACAUGGUCGCUUCUGAGCGACAUAAGCUUUAUACGGUAUUUUCAAAAGAAGAACUCCGAAAGCUUCUACAGAAGCUGAGGGAAUCUUCUCUGAUGCUUCUGGACCAGGAUCUUGAUCCUUUGGGAUAUGAAAUUCAGUCAUAGGAUUUCAUGCAGAUGCUGGCAAAAACUUCUGAACAUGGACAUUCUGGUUAUAAAAAAAGAACAAAA
Molecule: messenger RNA, 1527 nt
Organism: Phaethon lepturus (White-tailed tropicbird)
Lineage: Eukaryota; Metazoa; Chordata; Aves; Phaethontiformes; Phaethontidae
Gene: NUP107
Product: nucleoporin 107kDa
Exons: 13
Coding region: 55-1461 (468 amino acids)
Biological process (GO): protein import into nucleus; mRNA export from nucleus; regulation of DNA-templated transcription
Cellular component (GO): nuclear pore; nuclear pore outer ring
Molecular function (GO): structural constituent of nuclear pore
Source: RefSeq, a predicted model, not a curated record